GACUGGUAUGGAGUGCUGUGCUGUUUCAGAUAUUGCACUUAUGCAAGUCAGCAUUUGUCUGAAAAUCUGCAAGGUGGGAUAUACUUCAUGAUGGCAGGCUACAGUAAGAUAUAUAACCUACUUGACCCAAGUCAUGUUGCAGAAAUCCAAAAGAAGCUAUUCGAAGACAAUAAUAAUGAAUUUCAAGAGGAUUUUGAAGAUGAAGUGGACACAGAUGGUGAUGACAUAGUUGAAGUCCGGCCGGAAGAUUCAGAAACAGAGGAAGAUGACAAUGAAGAUGACAAGGAAGUACUUGAAGAAAACAGCCAUUACUAUAUUGAAAGGGACAAAGAGACAAAAUGGAAUAGUGUUCUAUCACAGAGAGUACAAUUCAGGGCUCUCAAUAUUAUUUGGAAGUUACUUGGACCUAUAGGUGUGGCAAAAGCAGUGAGAAGAAUUGCCUCAUAG
Molecule: messenger RNA, 447 nt
Organism: Schistocerca piceifrons (Central American locust)
Lineage: Eukaryota; Metazoa; Arthropoda; Insecta; Orthoptera; Acrididae
Exons: 3
Coding region: 88-447 (119 amino acids)
Source: RefSeq, a predicted model, not a curated record